This is a messenger RNA of Silurus meridionalis, 2734 nucleotides long. Its product is annotated as la-related protein 6-like. Gene Ontology annotation, cellular component: nucleus. Bases 1430 to 2599 code for a protein of 389 amino acids. Gene Ontology annotation, molecular function: mRNA binding. Gene Ontology annotation, biological process: RNA processing. The record is from RefSeq and is a predicted model, not a curated record. Lineage: Eukaryota; Metazoa; Chordata; Actinopteri; Siluriformes; Siluridae. The transcript is spliced from 3 exons.
ACAAUCACAGAAAACACUAGGACUAGUAAGUGUCCUCGCCACAUAAAGUGGAAGGUUAUCAACUGUUCCACGAUAGGAACAUCAACGUAAACAUGUACAUAGUCAUUGAUUGUAGUCCUAAACCUGAUCCUAAUCUUGAGUUUAACCUUCCACAGUGACCUCAUGGAGCUUUAGGUGCAGCAGCAAUUAAUGGUUUUCAAUUAAAUCACUGUCAUUGCUAGCUAUAAUGCCAGCUAUGAUUUAAAACAGGAUUAUAUGAAUGCGCUUGUUCAAAAAUCUCCAAAUAAUCUAAGAUUAUCAACAAUAAGUGGAUUAAUAAAGAGGACUUUGCACUAAAAUAACAAAAAACAUUAUUUUCUGUUGUAUUAAUAACAGCAAGAGAAAAAGGGUUCAGCUGAAAGAAUGGAUGUUUAGCAUCUAAAUUGUAAGAAAUAAAUGAAAAUACUGGUGUAUGACCAUUGUAUUAAAUACAACUGUGAACAUUAACUGAUAUUCUUUCAUUAUAUUUGGUGACAAAGUCUUAGCUGGUUAUAUUCAUACUGUGACAGUUAUUCAUUCUUGCUGAUGGGCCUAAUUAGGUAAAAUUAGCUAAUUAUAUCUAUAUAGCUACAGAUAUAAAUAUAGCACAAAUAAAACAUCUUUCAGUGUGCUUCAUGAAAGAUUUGUUCGAACUCACAAGACAUUUCAUGUGACACCACAAACACAGUUUUGUCUGAUGCCUGAUGUGAACCCUCAGCUAUAUAGACAGCUGUGUAUCUAAAAAAAAAUCUGGAAUUAAAUAUAUAAUAGUGUAAUAAUCAAAUUGCAUUUAUAAGCAUGUAAUUUAAAACAAACAACAAUAUUCCGGACACAUCCAAGUUUUUAUACAUUUCUCUGACAUAGUCGGGAUACAUUAAAGAAGACCCUGAUAACAGCAGCUAAUUUUUUUUUUGCUGCAAUAUUUAAAGGACUUUGUUUUGAAUGUUGAUUUGCUGCAACUCUUUUGGUUGUUUAUUAAUGUAGAAAUAUGAUUAGUUUUAAAGUAACCAUUAAAUAUUAAAUGUAUUCAAAUCUAUUCAUAAUAUCGGACUAAAACGUAAAGAUGAAAACAACACAACAUACACAGUACGAUGUAUAUACCAGAGAUUAUUUUGAAACCAAAUUGCACACAGGUCCUUAUUUAAUGUGGUAUAUUUAUGUAAUAUUGCUAUUUUUGGCUCGAGAAACUUUUUUUGGCUCCUCUUUUGAUGUCAGUGUGUGGAAGUGUCCUCAAAUGGCAAUGCCACUUUACAGCAUUGUUCCCAUAAACGCUAUUGAUUGGUCAGAUGCCGCAUGACAGAUUCAGCUGUGUGGGUGUUUCUAGUGGAUUUAUAAUGGUGAAGGAGGGCAGACAAGAGGUAUUAAACAUUCCUGCUGCCAAAUAGACUAAAACAUCUAAGGUACAGGCAAAAUGGACAGCAUUAGCAAUAAAAAAAAUUUCUCUGUCUCAAAUGAAAAUGAUGAAGAUUUAGCGCUUGGUGACUGGAUACCUCCGGAUGCUGAGCUGAUACAAAAGAUGGUCUCUCAGAUUGAAUAUUACCUCUCUGAUGAGCAUUUGGUGAAGGAUGCUUUCCUUUUAAAGCAUGUCAGAAGAAAUAAGCUGGGUUAUGUCAAUAUCAAGUUGCUGACUUCUUUUAAAAAGAUGAAACAGUUCACCAGAGACUGGCGAGUCACAGCCCAUGCUCUCCGGCAUUCUUUAACACUAGAGGUAAAUGAACAGGGAAAUAAAGUGCGUAGAAUGGAGUCAGUCCCAGAGUCCAUCCUCUUUCAGGUACCGAGCAGACUCCUUUUGGUCUGCAAUGUCACAGAAUCAAAUUUGACAAAGGACAUGCCAAAUGGCAUGUCACUAUCUCACAAAAGCACCUUGGAGACUGCAAUUGCAAUUCUAGAGCCAUUUGGCACCAUCACCAUGGUUCGGGUCAACCAACCUGGCAGAGAUCUUCCACCAGAGCUUCAGAAAUACAGCUACAGAUACCCAGAGUUGUUCACAAAGGAAAGUGUGCUUGUGGAAUAUGAAGAUCUAGAAGGAGCUGGACGUGCUUACCACCAACUCUCACAGUCAGAAGGUAACAUGAGAGUACUCCUGGUGGGGAAAGCUUCCAAGAAGAAAGCUGUGGAUGUGGGUUCGGAGGACAGAAGUAAUGGAAAAGGGAUUUCAAUCCUAAACCAACGCAUGCUACAGCUUCAGACUUGUGGUGAAGACUCCUCAGCAUGCAGCUCCUCAGAAUCUGAGUUCGCCUCCUCAUCACCCUCAAGCAUCCCUCGCUUUUUCUCUGGCAGGGGAGGUUGCAGCCCCUUAAGUAGUCCACGUUCCAGGCCCAGAUGUGUCCAUGCAGCCAUGCCAGGCCCUCGCAUUUCACCCCUCUUAGCUUCAGAGGUCUGGGGCAGUCCAGACCCGAGUCCAAAUUUGCUAGAGAAGCGCAAGAUGUUUACCAACCAAAACAAACACACUCACACAAGGGCUCUGAAUGGAGAUGCUGUGCCAACUGGAGUCCUCCGUCUGCCUUAUGGUCCUGAUGGAAGUAAAGGUUUUCAUGCAAUCAUAGUUAGGAAAAACCCUCAUUGUUCAUUCAAAGUCUAAGUAACCAUUUAUUUAGUUCUAUUAAUCAGUUGUUGGCUAUUUGUGCUGUGUCUUUGUUGUUGAUUUGCUGACUUCAAAAUGUUAGUGUGUAUAAUAGUUUUGUGAUUGUAUCGUAAUAAACAUUUAAUCCAUUAA